Hylaeus volcanicus is the source of this 1558-nucleotide messenger RNA. Its product is annotated as origin recognition complex subunit 1-like. Bases 57 to 1400 code for a protein of 447 amino acids. Gene Ontology annotation, molecular function: ATP hydrolysis activity; DNA replication origin binding. The transcript has 15 exons. Gene Ontology annotation, cellular component: nuclear origin of replication recognition complex. The record is from RefSeq and is a predicted model, not a curated record. Gene Ontology annotation, biological process: mitotic DNA replication checkpoint signaling; DNA replication initiation. NCBI's taxonomy places the organism in Eukaryota, Metazoa, Arthropoda, Insecta, Hymenoptera, Colletidae.
UUAAUUUUCUACUUAUUCUAACUCACCAAUAUUGCACCAAUGCUCAAUUAGACAGGAUGAGAAGUUGCAAGUUCCGUAGUUCUUCCUUAGUGUUUGAAGAUGAUUCUAAUUUAACCAAUUUUCUUCCGGGACGAGAAACUCAAUUAAAUUAUUUAACGAAAUUUCUUGAAAACUUCCUUAAAUAUAAGAAUACUGGUGAGCUACUAUUUGUGAGUGGCGUACCCGGUACUGGUAAAACGGCAACCGUGUCUCGUGCUCUUGUAGAUUUAAAACACAUACCAUUUCAACUCGUUUUUGUUAAUGGGAUGGAAAUCACGCGUCCUAUUACCAUUUAUCAAGAAAUUUAUCGUCAGUUAUUCAGAUCUAAACAAAGGUGUCCUAAUUCUUCUCAAUGUUUAUCACUUUUGGAUCAGUUUUUCCGUUCAUCAUCAGAAAAAACUUUUACGGAAGAACCUAAUAAGGAAUCACACAGCAGAAUCUUAGUUAUUGAUGAAAUUGACCAUCUUUUUACCCGUGACCAAAAAGUCAUUUAUACGUUACUCGAGUGGCCAAACAUUCCAACUGCUUCCUUAUGUUUAAUAGCCAUUUCGAAUAUAAUGAAUCUUCCUGAUUUAUUUCAAACUCGUUGUUCUUCGCGUUUAGGUUCUAACCGACUUGAUUUCAACGCGUACACUGCCCAGGAAAUAUUCACCAUACUUCAGUAUCGUUUAAGUAAUUUAUAUCCUGACGGGAAAUUCUCCAGGGUGGCAUUGGAGUUCUGUGCGAAAAAAGUUUCAGGAUAUUCGGGAGAUAUAAGACGAGCUUUCUACAUUUGUCAAAAAGCGAAACAAAUACAAGAAGAACAAGACGCAUGUAAUGAAGUAACGAUGAAGCAUAUUAAAGUGGCUGAAGAUUAUUUGUACCAACAACCAGAAUUUGAGUUUUUACUUUCUUUACCACUCUUACCGAAAUUGCUUUUAACAACACUUGUUCUUAUGAUAAAAGAAAAAGAAAAAUCAGGUGAACCUUUCUGUUCCAUCACCCUAACUAAACUUGCUGCACGAUUCAAUACUCUUGCUACUUCCUGUUCGUUAGGACAUCUUUUUAGUUGUCUGAGACCUGCGUCAUCAGCUAGUUUGACGCUUGUGAAGAAGCUUCUUGAAACACUACAGGAGCAAAACAUUGUCUUGUUUCAUCAAAGUGAGAACCCUAAAUCGAAGAAACCUAAACUUUCAAAUUCCGGUUAUACAAAAAAAGGUUCCAAUAAACAGCAACAAUUAAAUGUAACCAAGGAAACGGAUCGUGUACCUGAAUGUCCAAAUGAAAAUCUUUGUACUCGCCUGUGUGUUGAGCUUGAUGUUGUAGUUUCUGCCUUAUCACGCACCCCGAUUUGCUUUCAAAAACUUCAGUUGUCCAUAUAAGCAGAAAAGAAUUCAGUUGAUCCCCAAUAACCUUUUUUCAUUAUGACAACAAACGGAUAACAACUAUAAUGCAAUCUUUAUUUAUUAUUCAAAUUCUAUUCAAUCAUUCCAAAAAAAAUCUUUUAAUUAAACUAGUGUUUUUUUUUUUAUUAUUCCGG